This is a messenger RNA of Schizophyllum commune H4-8, 579 nucleotides long. RefSeq lists its product as uncharacterized. Lineage: Eukaryota; Fungi; Basidiomycota; Agaricomycetes; Agaricales; Schizophyllaceae. The record is from RefSeq and is a predicted model, not a curated record. The transcript has 5 exons. The coding region runs from base 1 to 579 and encodes 192 amino acids.
AUGUCCAGCAGCAUACAACGCCACAGGCGACAAAGCGUCUUCUCUCUCGCUCCCAUCGCCGCCUUCGUCGACAGCGACUCCAGCCCGUCGGAAAAAGCGAAUCUCUCGAAUUUGGCACCCUCGUGCUCCCGUCGUGAGGCUCGCGCGCGCACCUCACCCGGUCGCUGGGGCGCGCUAAUGGAUCGCCGAAGGACGCCCCGUCUCGUCCUCCUCGCCCCACCCGACACGCCCGAGCACGCCCUCCAUCAGUGCCCGACCGUCGAUAUCUCGACCCGCGCUCAGGACCUUUUCAGCCAUCCGGCUCACCGACCGCGCCUCCCAGCGCCCCUCAGCGUCGCGAAGGACACGCCGACGAGAAGUACGAGCAGCAGGUAUCAGAGCUUUGUUUCUACGCCCAAGACCGGCUUGCCAGAGCUAUCGUUCAUUGAAGCGAAGGACGCCGCACUUCCCGAUCGCAAGUCUCGCAACGGCGAACACGUCGAACUUCAUCCACCAUACUCGGCCCAAACUUGCAGCCCACAUACUUCCGCUGCAACCAUCCUCGACCCACCAUACUUUCCGCACCGACGUACUGCCUGA